Brassica napus (rape) is the source of this 918-nucleotide messenger RNA. Its product is annotated as glutathione reductase, chloroplastic/mitochondrial-like. Gene Ontology annotation, cellular component: cytoplasm. Gene Ontology annotation, biological process: cell redox homeostasis. The coding region runs from base 1 to 918 and encodes 305 amino acids. Gene Ontology annotation, molecular function: thioredoxin-disulfide reductase (NADPH) activity. Lineage: Eukaryota; Viridiplantae; Streptophyta; Magnoliopsida; Brassicales; Brassicaceae. The record is from RefSeq and is a predicted model, not a curated record. The transcript is spliced from 4 exons.
AUGAGUCUUCAUCUUAUAGCUCUUGUUGCGAGUCUUUUCGAAGACAAGAACAUGAAAGCGUGCCACAUUAUGCUGGAGUUUGCUUUAAGGGACAAUGACGUGGACUUGAUGACUAGUUUGUUAGAGGUUAUAGACCCGCACACCAUUGAUGUAGACGGGAAAAUCUACACUUCGAGGAAUAUUCUGAUUGCAGUCGGUGGACAUCCCUUCAUACCCGACAUUCCAGGAAGAGAGUAUGCAAUUGAUUUUCCUUCCAACGCUAAGAAGAUUGCUAUCGUCGGUGGUGGAUACAUCGCCCUGGAGUUUGCGGGCAUAUUUAACGGUCUUAACAUUGAAGUUCAUGUUUUUAUAAGGCAAAAGAAGUUCAGGGAUUUUGUUGGCGAGCAGAUGUCUUUGAGAGGCAUUGAGUUCCACACGGAGGAAUCACCUGAAGCCAUCAUCAAAGCUGGAGAUGGUUCGUUGUCUCUGAAGACCAGCAAGGGGACUGUUGAUGGGUGCAUGCCUAGCAGUACCAGAAGCAACAAGGAAAAAAAACUGCUAUUCUCAGACCCUGCUCGCUUAGAACGCUCGAUCCGCAAAGAGAUACGCACCGCAUCAAUCGACAUCAAUGCUUGUUCAUUGACCGAUACUCGCAUUCCAGCGUCGACCGAGAAUCUUCAACCGUCGACCGACACUCUUCACCCGACAUCAAUCGACACUUCAUCUAGAACAUCGAUUGAUACUCAACCGCGAGACAUGGUUGCGACUUUUAUUCUAACCCAAUAUGAGAAUGGAGACAUGUAUGACCUGGAAGGUCAUCUGCGUAAUGCAGCAGGUCAAGAGAUAGAUGAUCAGGGGGCUGAAUCCCUGAUCCUGAAGCUGAGGCUGCUACAACUGCUGCUCAAGCUGUACAGGAAGCUGCUCGCAUCAGAACGUUGA